AUGACGCGCAUGACGUCUCUGCGCCAAGGAAUCGAGGCGUUCGUCUCCUCAACGAUCGCGCACCUCGCGGAUCUCGACGCUCACGUCUUCGAGACCGCGUUUUCGCUCACGCAGGAUCUCGUCGCGGACGACCGCGUCGUCGACGACGACGCGCGGCGGACCGCUUUCCUCGAGUCGUCCGCGGACGCGACGGAGAAAUCCCUCGCGAUCGCGCUCGAGGAUGCGAACGCGCGCGUCGCGAGGUACAGCCAAGACGCGACGGACUCGCACGACGCGAUGAUGACCGCGUUCGAGGAGAACGAGCGCCUCGCGGAGGCGGUCAGACUCUACGAAGCCGCGGCGCCCGAGCUCGCGCGCGCGAACGACGCGCUGCGAAGAGACGUCCUGUCCACUUUCACCGCGAUGCAGACCGAGUUCGCGUCCGCGAUGCGCGACGCCCUCGCGCGCGCGUGCGCGACGACGACCGCGCUCGAGAAGGAGAAGACGUACCAAGAGAAGCGAAACGGCGCGCUGCACGCGAGGAACCGCGAGCUGUACGGAAAGCUCCAAGACGUGAAAGGCGCGAUUCGCGUCUUCGCGCGCAUUCGCCCGGCGUCCCCUGGCGUGGACGCGUCCGACGUCGUCGUCGAGCCCGGUCGGUGCCUCGACCCCGCCGCGGAGGGCGUGGACGUGGUGUGUAAACCCCCGGGUUCGAACGUCGCCGGCGCCGGGCGCGGCGAGGAGCGACGGCCGGCGUCUAAACGCUCGGAGGAGAAACGCGUCGGGUUCGACGCCGUGUUCGGCCCGAGCUCGACGCAGGCGGACGUGUACGAGGAGCUCUCGCCGCUCGUCAGAGGGGUGCUCGAGGGGUACAACUGCACGAUAUUCGCGUACGGGCAGACGGGGAGCGGCAAGACGCACACGAUGGGCGGACCGGAGGACGCGGGGGGGAGCGGUAACCUUAGGGACGACGCCGACGCCGGCGUGAACGUUCGCGCGCUCAGGGAGUUGUUCGCGCUCGCCGCGAGUAAGAGCGCGAGCGACGGCGUCGAGUGCGUCGUGAGCGUCGAGAUGCGCGAGAUUUACAACGAACGAGUCAGGGAUCUGUUGAACCCCGCGGAGAAGGAGGACAGCUGGGACGGCGUCGGCUCGACGAACAAGUCUCGGCUCGACCGCGCUCCGGGGGACGAGAUCGAAGAGGCGGUGACGCGCGUCGACGCGAGAGACGCCGCGCACGUGCUGAGGGUCAUGGCGGAGGGCACGUCGAGGAGGGCGUCCGCGGGGACGAAGAUGAACGAGCGCUCGAGCCGGUCGCACAGCGUCGUCACCGUGUACGUCUCGAGCGCGGACGUCGCCGCCGGUCGCGUCGCGCGCGGUCGCCUGCAUCUGAUCGACCUCGCCGGGUCCGAGCGCGUCGCGCGGUCGGAAGCGACCGGGGACAGGCUGAAGGAAGCACAGCACAUAAACAAGUCGUUGUCCGCGCUCGGCGACGUCAUCGCCGCGCUGUUGGAGAAGCGCGCGCACGUGCCGUAUCGCAACUCGCAGCUGACGCGGUUGUUGUCCGACUCGUUGGGGGGCAACUCCAAAGUCGUCUUGCUCGCGCACGUCUCCCCGGAGUCCGCGUCGCUUCCGGAGACGAGCUCGACGCUGCUGUUCGCGCAGAGGUGCUCGCAGGUGGAGCUCGGGAAGGCCAAGGCGAACGCGAGCGUCGCCGCGGGCGGCGGCGCGAGCGACGUCGCGUUGGCGUCGCUGAAUAGGCACAAGUCGAGAGCCGCCGACGCGGAGGCUCGAGCCGCGGACGCGGAGGAGAGACUGCGCGCGAUGGAGAUGGAGCUCGAGAGGUCUCGAGCGGCGACGACGGCAGCGGAGGCGAAGCUCGCGGAGGCGCGGAAGACGCUCAAAUCUGCGAAGGGCGCGGCGCUGAGGGAUCAGGUGAACGCGAAUCAGGCGAGGGAACCGCUGUCGCCCGUGCAUCGAAACGCGUCGCGCGCGUCCGAGGAGGGGUCGUCGAUGACGCCGACGACGUCGAAGACGCCGUACUCGAAGCGCGUUCCCGCGUCGGUUGGAAAAGGGACGAAGUCCGCGGCGAAGUCAGCGGCGUUCUCGCGAGCGGCGAUGACGGCGUCGUCGACGAUACUCGCGAGUCGACGCGACUCUGGCGUCGGAACUGAAAACGCCGGGCACUCGAACGGCGGCCUCUGGCAGUAG
Molecule: messenger RNA, 2187 nt
Organism: Micromonas pusilla CCMP1545
Lineage: Eukaryota; Viridiplantae; Chlorophyta; Mamiellophyceae; Mamiellales; Mamiellaceae
Gene: FAP125
Product: kinesin-like protein
Exons: 1
Coding region: 1-2187 (728 amino acids)
Biological process (GO): microtubule-based movement
Cellular component (GO): microtubule cytoskeleton
Molecular function (GO): microtubule motor activity; microtubule binding; ATP binding
Source: RefSeq, a predicted model, not a curated record